GGCUGCAGUUGAAAAAGGGGCGGAAGCGGAACUGACCCAGGACCAAACUUUUCAGGUUUAUACGAACGUGAUAAGACCACGGCUACUGUUAUGUUAUUGAAGUCACUAGUUGGGAGUGCCUGCACUCUGAUAGGAGCAGCAACAGCCCUAAAAUACGUCCCUGUGGAAGUCAAGGCCCAAGCAGCCGCUCUCAUUCAUACCGCAACCAGGAAAUCUCACCUGGUGGAACAAGCGAAUAUGAGGGUUGAACUUCUCCCAGCGCUCAGUGACAACUACAUGUACCUGCUGAUCGACGCGGAAUCCAAAGAAGCCGCCAUCGUUGACCCCGUGGAACCAAUAAAGGUGGUGGAAGCUGUCAGAAAACAUGGUGUCAAACUUACAACAGUUCUGACCACUCAUCACCACUGGGACCAUGCCGGUGGAAAUGAGAAGAUGGUGAAGUUAAUGCCAGGGUUGAAGGUCUGUGGGGGAGACGACAGAGUUGAUGCCCUUACGAAGAAAGUUUCUCAUUCCAACAGUUUCAAACUUGGAUCUCUCAAUGUCAAAUGCCUGUUUACGCCUUGUCACACGACCGGUCACAUCUGCUACUAUGUGACAAAAGAAAACAGCUCGGAGCCACCAGCUGUUUUCACAGGGGAUACGCUGUUUGUGGCUGGUUGCGGUAAAUUCUUCGAGGGUACGGCGGAGCAAAUGUACAGAGCCUUGAUAGAUAUUCUGGGAAGCCUGCCCCCUGAAACGCGUGUUUACUGCGGUCAUGAGUACACCGUCAGCAAUCUGAAAUUUGCACGUCAUGUGGAGCCAGACAAUGAAGUCAUUCAGAAGAAGCUCGCCUGGGCAAAGGAGAAGUGCAGCAAUGGAGAACCCACUGUCCCGUCCACUUUGGCAGAAGAAUUCACAUUUAACCCCUUCAUGAGAGUAAAGGAGAAGUCUGUGCAAGACCACGUAAAGCAGACCGACCCAGUUGAAACCAUGAGAAGUCUCCGGAAAGAAAAAGAUGGCUUCCGCGUGCCCAAGGAGUGAAGCCCUGCGCAUUCGUGUUGACAACUGCUUAUAACACCGACAGCUUUUUAUUAUACGCUGAAGAAAAUACCUAGUUAACUUGAAGUAGAUCGACUACAUUGUCUCUCACUAAGGGUACAUACCAGGUUCUAACAUAUGACUCCAAGUCAUCUGCCCUUCUUUUAAAUGUAUUUGGUUUGUUUUUGUGAAUUUUAAGGAAUAUAUGGCCAUUGCUUUAAUGCUUUAUAUGAAAUGAAAUUCAGUUUGUUGAUCUAAACGUGUAAGAGUCUAUUUAGCAUAAUGCUGAAAUUCAUGUAUGAACAAACUACUGUUUCAUUCACUUUAAAUUUGAUGCACUUAACCAGACAGGGAGCCACACGAGUAACAAAUGUUAACAUAUGUGUACAGUGUCUGGGAAUUUAUUAAGUCAUACCUACACAUUUCUUUGUAAAGAUUUGUAUCAAUGUUUUAUUCCGACCUGGAAUGUUUCUUCACUUCAUUGCUUCCCUAGUAGCUGAAAAAUGUUUUAUCACGUCUAAAAAGUGAUACAACUGCGUUCGGUGAGCGUUCAGCAAUGGCUAGUUAUUGGCGUGUCAGCGUUACAGUUUGUAAAUCCUGAAUGCUCUUUCCUUGUAAAAUACAGUCUUACAAAAAGCUUCGCAUGAGGUGGUUUGCAUAAAACGCAAUAAAAGACAUUAGUUGUGAGCACAAGCAAA
Mugil cephalus (flathead mullet) is the source of this 1715-nucleotide messenger RNA. RefSeq names its product hydroxyacylglutathione hydrolase, mitochondrial-like. NCBI's taxonomy places the organism in Eukaryota, Metazoa, Chordata, Actinopteri, Mugiliformes, Mugilidae. Bases 91 to 1020 code for a protein of 309 amino acids. Gene Ontology annotation, molecular function: hydroxyacylglutathione hydrolase activity. The record is from RefSeq and is a predicted model, not a curated record. Gene Ontology annotation, biological process: glutathione metabolic process. The transcript is spliced from 9 exons. Gene Ontology annotation, cellular component: mitochondrion.